AUGUGGAGGGGACGUUUCCUGGUGGCCACAGAUCAGUCAACGUGCACGCUGGCUCUAGAAUUUGUGUUCCUCGAAGGGGGCGCCGGCGGGCGACAGGAGGCUGGCGCGGGUCAGCGCGCAUGCGCCUCUGGCUCUUUCCUGUUUCUACAGCAACGCGUUCUCGCGGCAGGGGCUGUUGGGUUCCAGUUCUCAGGACCUCCCCCCACCCCACGCUCCAUCCCCGAGGCCCAGCCUAACGUGUCCCCGAGGCCCAGCCUAACGUGUCCCGAGGCCCAGCCUAACGUGUCCCCGCAGAACUACCAGCACCAGCUGUCCCGGGCCCCGCCCCAGCAACUGACCCAUGAGAAGGCAGUCACCACUGCAGGGGUUCUCCCUGAGGCUGACGAGCCAAGCCCCACACUGGGCUCGUCAGCCAGGGGCCACGCCACGGGAAGAGGAGCCCCCGGGAAGCGUGUCUUGAAGGCGAGCGGGGCUUACUUUCAGGAGGGCCGGAAGGCCGUGGGUCACAGACUCCACUCAAAGGGCGCAAACAGAAUCUCGCACUCCCGGGGACCCAGGGCAGAGACGGUAAUGGGAAAGCAGCCUGGGCCAGACCCACUUGCUGAUCUCGGGAGAGCCUCCUGGACAGGCAGGAGGCAGCUGGGACUCACCCCGGGGACACAAGCACUGUCAGCAGCCACUUGUGGGAGCUCGUCCCACCACGAGGACGCUGGAGGUGGUAAACACCGUUUCUGGUAAACACCGUUUCAGAAUCCUGC
Molecule: messenger RNA, 758 nt
Organism: Bubalus bubalis (water buffalo)
Lineage: Eukaryota; Metazoa; Chordata; Mammalia; Artiodactyla; Bovidae
Exons: 3
Coding region: 1-738 (245 amino acids)
Source: RefSeq, a predicted model, not a curated record